UGUUCCUUCCCUGGCACACCUGUGUCUGCAUUCCUUCUAUCUCCCGGCAUUCUCCACUCCUGUCUCUGUGUGUUUAAAAACCGGUGUGGGAAGUGUGCACGCCUGUGACAUCAGACUCCAGAGCAUGUAUUUCCUGACUCCCAUCUUGGUAGCCAUUCUCUGCAUUUUGGUUGUGUGGAUCUUUAAAAAUGCCGACAGAAGCAUGGAGAAAAAGAAGGGGGAGCCUAGAACCAGGGCCGAAGCUCGCCCCUGGGUGGAUGAAGACUUAAAAGACAGCAGUGACCUGCACCAAGCAGAAGAAGAUGCUGAUGAAUGGCAAGAAUCAGAAGAAAAAGUUGAACACAUCCCCUUCUCUCAUACCCACUAUCCCGAGAAGGAAAUGGUUAAGAGGUCUCAGGAAUUUUAUGAACUUCUCAAUAAGAGACGGUCAGUCAGGUUCAUAAGAAAUGAGCAAGUCCCAAUGGAAGUCAUUGAUAAUGUCAUCAGAACGGCAGGAACAGCCCCGAGUGGGGCUCACACAGAGCCCUGGACCUUCGUGGUUGUGAAGGACCCAGACGUGAAGCACAAGAUUCGAAAGAUCAUUGAGGAGGAAGAGGAGAUCAACUACAUGAAAAGGAUGGGACAUCGCUGGGUCACAGACCUCAAGAAACUGAGAACCAACUGGAUUAAAGAGUACUUGGAUACUGCCCCUAUUUUGAUUCUCAUUUUCAAACAAGUACAUGGUUUUGCCACAAAUGGCAAGAAAAAAGUCCACUACUACAAUGAGAUCAGUGUUUCCAUCGCUUGUGGCAUCCUGCUAGCUGCCCUGCAGAAUGCAGGUCUGGUGACUGUCACUACCACUCCUCUCAACUGUGGCCCUCGACUGAGGGUGCUCCUGGGCCGCCCCGCACAUGAAAAGCUGCUGAUGCUGCUCCCCGUGGGGUACCCCAGCAAGGAGGCCACGGUGCCUGACCUCAGGCGCAAACCUCUGGACCAGAUCAUGGUGACAGUGUAGGCAGGGCCCCCCAAGGGAGUGGCAGGGAGAUGGCGCCCCUGCUUUUCCCUGAGCCUCUUGCCUGCUCCUCUUGGGUCUCUUGGCUGCUCUUUCUCCAGGUGUCAGGUCCCCUCAUUGCUCUUCUCAGGUGGCCACACUAUAUCAAGAAGCCUCUCCACACUCUGUGGCACUUCCAGUCCCAUAAGUCCUGUUUCUUAUCCACUUUGGAAAUGCAUGAACACUUUACAAAGAACAUGCCCUGGUUUUUACAUUUUAAAAGUUAUUCUAGACAAUCACUAUUGGCUUUUUUCUUUUAUUUUUAAAAAACUCACAUAGAGGAGACAAUCAGAAAUUUACCAUAGUCCCAAGAAUUCAGCUAUAUGAUGACUCGAAUUUAAAUUUAGAUUAAUCAAAUGGUCUCCUGUUCUCUGAUUUCUGGUGGCUUUUAGACACUAAUUUUUGAGAACUACUUUUUUUUUUUUUUUUACCAAACUUCAGGGACACUCUGCUAGUUUUGAAUAAGUAACCAUCAAAGUUACUAAAACAUGGCCAGGCGCAGUGGCUCAUGCCUGUAAUCCCAGCACUUUGGGAGGCCGAGGUGGGCAGAUUGCCUGAGCUCAAGAGUUCGAGACCAGCCUGGCCAACAUGGUGAAACCCCAUCUCUACUAAAAAUACAAAAAAUUACCUGGGCAUGCACUUGUAAUUCCAGCUACUCAGGAGGCUGAGGCAAGAGAACAGCUUGAAUCCGGGAGGUAGAGAUUGCAGUGAGUCAAGAUGCUGAGAUGCCAUCACUGCACUCCAGCCUGGGCAACAGAGCGAGAACCUGUCUCAAAAAAAACAAAAACAAAGUUACUAAAAUGUCACCUUCACAGAACAGGACAGGGUACCCUUGGGUCGCACGGGCCUGGCUGGCAUGUAAACGGUCAGUUGCACUGCCUAGUGGUUUGGUAGAUCUGACUUGUAAGUAGUUCAUAGAAGCUGCUCAAUACUCAAGAAUCUUGCAAGACAGUUAUUAAACAUUCAUAGCUUGAAAUUGCCCAUGGUGGGAGAAUUUACAUCAAAACCACUACAAAUCAGCACUUGCUUUCUUUUUCUUAAAGAGAGCUGCUUACCAUACAUAGCACCCACAGUGUCUCCCUUCUCUUCUAGCCCACCCCCUGAAACACACUGACCCCUAUUCUCCAGAUGAUAGCACAGCUGUUUGGGACUGAUAGGGUCACAGGUGCCAGGUUGGGAAUGCUAGAUGUAGUCUUCACCCAUCACCUUCUGUCAUCCUCCCAGGGGUGUCAUAUUUACAGAGGCAAACUCUUACAGCUUGGAUGAUUUCUCAUCAAGCAACUCUACUCACCUCUUUUUCCCCUUUCCCUGUGCGUUUCUUCUUCUUGUCCUCAUUUUCCUUGAGAAAACUCUCUCUAUAAAAAAUUUCCAUAGAGUAUGUGGCUGAUAAACAACAGAAAUUUGUUUCUCACAGUUCUGGAGGCUGGAAGUCCAAGGUCGGGGUGCCCUCAUGGUCAGGUGCUGGUGAGGACCCUGAUCUGGGUUGCAGACUGCUGACUUCUCAUUGUGUCCUCAUGUGGUAGAAAGAGGGUUAGAGCCUCUGGCCUGCCUUUUACAAGGGCACUAAUCCCAUCAUGAGGCCCCACCCUUAUGACCUCAUCACCUCCCAAAGGACUCCCUCCUAAUACCAUCACAUUGGGGGUUAGGGUUUCAACAUAUGAAUUGCGGGGGACACAAACAUUCCGUCCAUGGCACCUACUUCAUAGGGUUUGGCAUGCUGCUCGGUACAUGGUUAACAUUCAUAAAUGGUGGGGGCCCUUACUGUGGUAGACACCAUUGUCAUUGCAAGGCAGCCCUGCUUGGGAUUCAGGUGAACAAAUGUAACAUGGGUGGGUGAGGGACUCCCUCCUCUUCAGAGAAGCCCUCCUGUGGCUCAGGGGCAGCUGCAGGGCCAGAUGGAGUUGGCCUGCAGGGAGUCAGCCUUACCCCAUCAGAGACCAACUUGAAAGAUUUUUUUCUCUGUGUAGUUGAUGUUAUCAAUCUGAUCUGCAGCCAGGUUAUUUACUUCUGAAGCAUUGGAGUUAUCGAUUGCCAUUGCCCCAUGGUUCUCACUCUUUGCAGGCACUCUUUAAAUUUUUAUUUUAAAAAUUAUAAUGCAAACAUCUGGCCAUCACCUUAACCAAGUGACAAAGUCCUAGCACACCAUUAAUGGUAGGAUAACUGACAUUAAGUGUUCCUGCUGGGAUGCAUUAUGAAGUAUUCCUUCCAAAGAUGUCAAUGGAAACUAAUCGAGUCUUACACCUAACUUUCAGUUUACAGUAAAUACAGAGGAUAAAGAAGUUAAUGGCAUGGUGGAAUAACCAAAAUGUGUAUCAUUCUACAAAAAAUAGGCCUGGACUAUUUAAGGAGCGAGUGUCACUGUGGGAAGAAUACGAGGGGGACUGUCUUGUCCUUGCUACUCAAAGAGUGGUCCUGGGCCUGUAUCAUCAUUGGGACCACCUGGGCGCUUGUUAGAAUCAAAGACUCUCAGGCCUCACUUAGACAUCCAGAAUCAAAAUCUGUGUUUUAACAAGAUACCCAGGUGAUCUGCAUGCCUGUUAAAGUCUGAGCUCUGUUUCAGAUAACCAAAGACCCAACAACCAAAGGCAAAGCAUAAGCCUUGAUUGGAUUUUGGUUUAGGAAAAAUCUCAUAGGUAUAAAAGACAACUGGGAAUGUUGAAUGUGGAUCUGGUGGUAGGUGAUAUUGUUAGUGAUGUGAGUGAUGCCUGCUGAAGUCCUGAGAGAUGAAGCAUCAUAUUGACAACUUACUCCAGGAAAAAAGAAGGUGUGUGCAUAUGUGUGUGUUCGGAGAGUGUGAGCGAGAACUAACAUGGUAAAAUGUUAGGUGGAGCAUAUACAGUUCUCAUUAUACUCUUAUUUUAAAUUUAUAUUUGAACACAGUCAAAUCUGAAUGGAAAUACAUUUAAAUAAGCAUUUCUUUCAGUCAUAUAAAUAAUUUGCCUAAAAAUGCCCUCUAAGUCCAUCAUUAGGUUAAGUGAUUUACUGAAGGUGCAGAUAUCAUGCUUAUUUCACUGGGUUGUUUUGGAAUGUCCCCCAGUUGGAGAGUUUGAGGAAUGGAAAUGAGAAUCGGAGGAGAAAUAAGGCCAGAGGCUCACAUUGCUUGCAGGGAACCGACUGAGUAAUCAAGAAGAGGAAGGAAGCCCUUGGAAGGAACGUAAAAUCCAUUUCAGCCUGCUGCCCCUUGGAAUGGAGGAUCUUCUAGGGACCAGAAACACCAGACACUUCUUCUGCCCCAAGCACACCCCACACUAAUUUCUGCUGCAGCAUCACGAUCAGGGCAAAUCAGCACAGCCCCCCAGCCAUCAGUGGUGUCUAGAAAAGUAAGGAUAAUUUUCUUCCUUCUCUCUGCAGCCCCAAGCUCUUAUUAACCUCCUUUUAUGUGUUCAUUAAAUGCAGUCAUGUGACAACUGUGUUCAAAGUUAGAAAUAGUGGUCUGCGAGGCUUAUAGAUCCUCUUGCUGUUCUGAGGCCUUAAAACCAAAAAAAUAAUGGAAUGAUUGCAUCACUGCGAGGAAGUAUACUUAAUUAAGAAAGUUGAAAAUGGUUUGUGUCUUACUAAUAGGACUCACCUGAAGACUCUACUUUGCCAAGAGGGAAUUUUUAACUCAAAGCUGUGUUAGCCAGCACGGGGUAGAGCCAUGGUCCUCAUACUUGCUGGCAUCACGCAUCUAGUGGUCUGUUAAAGCACAGAUUGCUUGGCCGCACCCUCAGGGUGUGUGAUUCAGUAGGGCUGGGUGGUGCCCAAAUGCUCCAGUUCUAAUGUAUUCCCAGGUGUUGCUGAUGCUGGUGAUUGGGUACCACAUUUUGAGAACCAUGGGGCAUUGGCAAUCAACAAAUGCAAUGCUUGUGACUUGACGUGAUAAAAGUUCAUUUAUUGGGCAGGCAAAGUCCUCUGCAGGCCUGGAAACCCUCCGAGACAAUUACUUGCAUGGGGUAGCCCAGUAAUACCGUGGGAUGCACCUUCUAGGGCAUGGCGGCCUCCUUCCUAGAGGCAGCAGGGGGAGAAAACACUGGAAGAGGUCACCCCAACAAUUCCAUCCUACCUUGGCCUAGGAGUGACCUCCUCAGUCUCACAACCCUUUGGCUAGAACUAGUCAUGUGACCUCACAGGAGGUGGAGCAGUGUCGUCAAUGUUAUCAUCCCCCUGCACCUGCAAGGAAGGAGGCCCAGAUGUGUGUAGGUGCUGGAUGUCUCUUCCCCAAAACACAUAACUCUGAAUUUGGAAAAUAAAACUGGAUAUAACAAAAAAGAAAAGGAGGGGAGAAGGAAAGUUGAAGAAAUCGGUGAAAUCAGAAUAGGACAGUGAAAGGCAUAAAGAUUUUCUUCUGAAACACUAAGAUCGGUUGAUAUUUGUCUAAUACAGCUUUAAAUAGAGUAUCACUUUGGGCCAAAGAAAAUUGAUACAAACAUACAUAAAGUGGAACUAAGAUUGACUUCUUCCUAGACAUCUCUGCCUCUGUCCACAAAAUGGAAACUUCCAUCAAGGAGUACUGGAGGACAGUUCAGUAUUUCUUCUUAUUUGCUCCUCCCUAUGAAAGGAAGAGUGACUUAUCUGCUGCAUGAAAUUGGGGGUAAAUAGUUAUUGCACAUUUGCUCAAACCCCAGCAAAGUGCACCCCAUUUUAAGCCAAAUUUACAAACUGGGGAUGAUUCACCUUACAAAGAUGAUCCACCAAUAGGUUUCUCUAUUUACUUUAUUCUUGCUCUGUCACCCAGGCUAGAAUGCAGUGGUGUGAUUAUAGCUCACUGCAGCCUCCAACUUCUGGACUCAAGUGAUCCUCCCACCUUAGCUUCCCAGGUAGCUGGGAUACAGGUGCACGCCACCACACCUAGGCUAGUUUUUCUAAAUAUUGGAGUUCCCAAAGAGUAUUCAAACUGAUGUGAUAUUUUAAAAGACAUUUUGUAAGCAUCUUUUAGGAAUAUCAGUAAGUGGAAGAAAAACACAUAGUUAUCAGUGGAUAUUAUGCCAGAGAGGCAUGAGAAAUAUAAUUUUAUUUUGCUAGGUAUCAGCAGAGUGCCCUCUUAUAAUUUGUGUGAAAUGGAAACAAAGGUAACAUCGUGUUUUCAAUUCACACAUAUAUACAAGUAAUGAGAGGUCCAGAAGAAAUGUGGCUUCAGCUCUGCUGCUACUGUGCCUCCCUUCUCCUGCCCCACUCAGCCCACAAAAAAGGCUGGACACUCAAAAAACGCUGCGUUUAUCUACCUUUUAGAGAGGGUGAAUAGCAGAGAACUGGAGGUGGGAAUGGUAAGGAACUCCCAGCAGGGUAGUGGAGGGAAAGGGCUGACGCAUCUAAGGCUGAUGCCAGGUCCGCUCCCUAUCUGGGUGGCCUCAGCAAAUGACGUCCAGGACAUCCAGGGGCAGGCUCAAGGGAGAACAGCCCCCAAAGCUAAGAUCCUGCCAAGCUAAAUACAGUAGUUCUAAUGAAAUGUGAGAGGCUAUAAUCCCAUUUGGGAAAUUCCUAAAAAGUCACGAGGCAGGGGAUUGGUUUAUGUUAUUAUCAUGACCUGAGAGUCAUGGCUGAGAGCCAAAUGUUCAGGAUUGAAUUCAACAGCAUUUAAAUGUCUUUAGAGUGGGAUGGAAAUAUGUUAGCAAUGCCUGCAGAGUGCCAAGUAAACGCAAAAGCCAAUGAGAUCAUAAAGGAAGUUGUUAGCUAACCUAGGUGGAGUCGCCAACUUCCUUCUACUCUAAUAAUUAAAAAUAAAAAUAAUACUUGGGAGGUAACUGGAAUAAAGGUUCUAAAAUCAAAACCCUCUGAAGGGUGAAAACUGGGAGGCUCCUGUUCCCAUAGUAACCACGGCACUCAGGGCACUGUCUCCCAGAGCUGGAGCACUGUCUUAUGACCCGAGAUCCUAAGCAACUUCUGCUCAUCUGAGUUAUCCACCAUAUUGUGGGCAUGAGUCCUUGACAAUAGUAAAUAGUACCUCUGUUCCCUUAUUGGGUAAAUGAUUUUCCAACUCUGGGAAUGUGUAGAAUUCAUUAUGGAAAUAAUGCAAUAAUUCAAAUCCAUAAUAUUGAUACUUUCAUGUUAAGUUUAGGAAUAAUCUUGUGUAUGCUCCUUAAGUGAUUUGAAUCUUUAAAAAGCUUAUGAUUCCAAUUUGAAAUGUGAAAUUGAUUUUAAGUUUGUGAUUUGAAGUUGAAAGGUAUAAGAAUAUUUAACUUAGCUCAUGAAAAGUAUUAGACUAGAUUUACUGUAAAUUUAAUGUAUUAGAUUUACAAGAGAUGCUUAAAUAUAUGAGAAUGUUUUGUCUUAAUUGGUUAUAACCUUGUCAUAGCAAUGAUUUGAAGUGCUAAAAUAGAAAAUUAAAUAUGAUAAAUUACACAAGAAGUUUAGAAUGUUUAAAAGAUUUUAAUAAACAAAGCCUAUAACUAAGACUGA
Molecule: messenger RNA, 7405 nt
Organism: Pan troglodytes (chimpanzee)
Lineage: Eukaryota; Metazoa; Chordata; Mammalia; Primates; Hominidae
Gene: IYD
Product: iodotyrosine deiodinase
Exons: 5
Coding region: 125-994 (289 amino acids)
Biological process (GO): thyroid hormone metabolic process
Cellular component (GO): plasma membrane
Molecular function (GO): oxidoreductase activity
Source: RefSeq, a predicted model, not a curated record